ACAAGGAUACUCCUCAUCUCCCUUAAGGAUAUUUAAAAAUCUACAAGAUAAAUUUGACCUAAACCAUAUCAUACCAUCUACUAUUAGUCUUCAGCCACCUUGGACAAUUUCUCUAGACAUCAACCUCGAUCUCCAUCACCUACCAAAAAAAGACACAAAUCCUAAAAUAUAUAAACACCACUUCAAUGAAAUCAUAGCUAAAGCCGAACCCCACACACAGAUUUACACUGACGCUUCUAUAACAGAUCAAAGAGUUGGAGCUGCAAUCAUAUGUGGCGCCAUCGAAAUUCAAUUUAAACUAUCUGACAAAUGUUCAAUAUACACAGCUGAAGCCAUAGCAAUACUAGAAGCCAUCAAAUAUUUCACACAAAACGUCGAUGACAAACUAUGUAUUAUACUAAGUGACUCUCUUAGUGCAUUAAUAAGCCUUAAAAAUACAACCUACCCUACUGACAUAGCAACAAAUAUCCAGAACGCCUGUCGCAUUGCACGAUCUGCUGGUAAACACAUAUCGUUCAUGUGGAUUCCUGGGCACAGCAAUAUAGCAGGCAACGAAAAAGCAGACGAGGCCGCCAACUCUCGCACACAUCAUCUAAUGCUAUCACAAUACCAGAUUUCUCAUAUACCGACGCAAGAAAAUUUAUCAAAAAUCACACAAUCGAAAGAUGGCAACAAUACUGGUCAAAUCAAACAACUAAACUCAACGAAAUAAAAAAAUCAAUAAUACCAUGGCCUCCGCUCCCCGGCUGUCUUAGAAGACAAGAAACAAUUAUAAACCGCCUAAGAAUAGGUCAUAUGUCAUGUACCCACCGACACCUUAUGAAAAAAGAGGACCCACCAAACUGCACCACCUACGGUGUCCAACUCACGAUCAAACACAUUUUCACUGAGUGCAGAAGCAACCAACAAGAUCGUAUGGAAACCCUCGGAACCUAUACGAAAUCCUCAGUCCUGAACCAACCGCAAUUCAAAAAUUACUUAUUUUCUUAUAAAAAUCCACUUUAUAUAAAGAAAUAUAAUUUGUAUAUAUAAUAUGUAUAAAUGUUAUGUAAAAAUUGUAAUAAUAAUAAUAAUAAUAAUAAUAAUGUAAUUUACUAACAGACCAAUGGCCAGAGCUGCCGCUGUCUUUUAUGUCUAAUAAUAAAAAAAAAAAAAAUUAUAGUUAACGAGAGAAAUAAUGUGAAUUAUAAUGCAAGUAUUUUGAAAAAUGAUAACGAUUACUGUAUGUUUAAUUUUUACAUUUAUGUAUAUAUAUUUUAGUUAACUAUUAAUAAUUUUUUAGUGUCUAUUGCAAAAUCAUCUCCUCCGUUAAUGUCAGGAUUAAAUAAAUUGCACAUACAUAUGAAAACGCUUAAUUCAAAUGCUAGCCACUUACAAUUAGAGGAAAUAAUGCAUCAAGUUAAUAAUGUUAAGGAAAGUGAAAAGAAUAAUAUAUUAUUUUCCAAUACUCAGGACAGCGAUGAUGAAUUUUUGUGUAAAGUAGCGCAAACAAUUGAUACUAAUUCAAUGGAUACCGAAGCAAAAAUUAAUAGUAAUGAUGAUGAUGAUGAUGAUGAUGAUGAUGAUGAAUUUUUGUGUAAAGUAGCGCAAACAAUUGAUACUAAUUCAAUAGAUACCGAAGCAAAAAUUAAUAGUAAUGAUGAUGAUGAAUUUUGUAAGACUUAUAACAUAAUGUUGGAAGCUGCGAAAAAAUGGAUGUGAAUUCGAUGGAGAUGGAAGUAAUUCCCAUUUACCCAUACGAUAUUAGUAUUAAGUAAAUAGCGAGUUCUGGGGAUCAAAGGAUGCCGCCAUGGUAAUUAGUGUCAUACGUCAUCAAAAAGUAAUAAAUUAAGAGUGUUAAUGGGUAAUUAAAUGGUUAAUUAAGGUCAAUCGUAAUUGUUAAAGUUGUAAAUCAAGUGUGUUAUUGUUAAAAUUGCGAUAAUAAUGUGGGUUGGCGGAGGGUAGGUGGUCAGCUGACUCGGCGUUACGUCGUUGUCGGUGUGACGUAUGCAGCAACGCGUGCCCCUCAAUCAGGAGCAUCACAGGUGUUACGUAAUAUAAUCGCCCUUAAGGUCAACACGUCACAUACAAUAAUGUUAAAGACUCUGCCCAUGCCUACAUCCUCCCACCGGAGUUGUACGUCAAACGGUCGCGCGUUAUAUUGUGUCAUCGCAACCGCCGCCGCCGCCGUCGUCGUCGACGGGGUAUAAGCCGUAGUCGUGUAAUCCAUAAAAUACACCUCAUUCGUCAUCGAGAUUCCAAUGUCUAACAGAUGUUUGGAAAGUUUGGUGUCGUGCAGCAGCAACAUUGUCUGUUGACUACUAAUCGGUUCUCAGUAUUUGUUAAUCUAU
Daktulosphaira vitifoliae (grape phylloxera) is the source of this 2330-nucleotide messenger RNA. RefSeq lists its product as uncharacterized. Lineage: Eukaryota; Metazoa; Arthropoda; Insecta; Hemiptera; Phylloxeridae. The transcript is spliced from 5 exons. The record is from RefSeq and is a predicted model, not a curated record. The coding region runs from base 1312 to 1701 and encodes 129 amino acids.